AUGGCUACCGGUUCUCCCACGCCGCUUGGCGGCUCUUCGUACGGGCGCAUGCGCGCACAAUCAUCCAUACGACCCCGACGAGACUCUCCCCUCUCUGUGCUGGGUCAAUCGCAGGGCUUUUCGGCCGAUGCGCCCAUGAUGCAGAACAUCGACAUUGGCGACAGCUCGGACGACGAGAUGCCGCAGCCCAUGAAGCUCAGCGCUUUGACGGCAGCUCUCCUCGCCCAAGGCAACGAGGUCGACUCGCCUGAGAAGAGAAAACCCAAGCUCAAGAUCUCGCGCAAUGAUUCGGGCUCCAACACACCCGUGCAAGACUCUGUCACACCUGCACCAAGCCUGCGGAUAAAACGAGUUCCCCUCCGCGGCGCACCCAUGAGGAGGUUGCGCAGGACCCCCCAGAGCGAAGAGGAGAAUGCUCCUUCUCAGGACCAGGAGAACAUGCCCGCCUCAGCUAUCAAAGCACAGCCUGAGAACGUCCCCGACUCGGUCUUGAAAGUCACGGGCUCUGUCAUGAAGGUCGCAGAAGACCGCCACAUGCAAUCCCCUCCAGAGCACCAGUCGCCCAUACAGCGAUCUUCGCAACAAGAAAAGCCCAUGCCACUACAGUCAUUGAGCGCAAAUACCCCUCGACGACCAGCGCCGCCUCCACCGCCAAAGAUGUCUGUACUAGAGACUGCAACUGCAGCUGCUGGAGCUGCCACCACCAAGACGCGAGAGAGGAAGAAGAGAAGCACAUUAUCAGUCAAUGGAAAGCACUACUCGCAGAUGGACCGGAUAGGCAGAGGUGGCAGCUCGGCCGUCUACCGUGUCAUGGCAGAGAACUUCAAGACGUUGGCUCUGAAGCGAGUCAAGCUCGAAGAUGCUGACGAGGCUGCUGUGCGAGGUUUCAAGGGCGAAAUUGAUUUGCUGCAAAAGCUCAAGAAUGUAGACAGAGUUGUACGACUGUACGACUGGGAAGUGGACGAGCAGCGCCAGGUGCUCAGUGUGCUCAUGGAACUCGGAGAAUCUGACCUGGCUCGCAUAAUACGAAUGAAGCUUGAUCCUGCUGACGGCGACGGUAAACUCGACCUCAGCUUCACACGCUACUACUGGAAAGAAAUGCUUGAAUGCGUCGGCGCAGUCCACGACCACGACAUUGUGCACUCGGACCUCAAACCUGCAAACUUCCUCCUUACCUCUGGCCGCCUAAAACUCAUCGACUUUGGCAUUGCCAAUGCUAUUGAAGUUGACCACACUGUUAAUGUGCACCGCGACUCGCACAUUGGCACCCCCAAUUACAUGUCUCCCGAGUCGCUUGAAGACUCUGCUGGUGGAGCUCGAGGACUCCUCAGCAACGGCAACGGCUCAAAAGACAUGGCUCUCGGCAAGCCGUCCGACGUGUGGAGUCUGGGCUGCAUCCUGUACCAAAUGGUGUACGGGCGGCCGCCCUUUGCCCACAUUGCGAAUCAAAUGGCGCGCGUGCUCGCCAUUGUGAACCGCGACUACAAGAUCGAAUUCCCCGAUCUGGGUGUCGGCGACGUGCGCGUCCCGCCGGGUCUCAAGGCCACGAUGCGCCGCUGCUUGAACCGCGAUCCCUCGCGCCGCCCAACCAUUUCACAGCUCCUCGACGAACGAGACGCUUUCCUCUACCCGGACGGCGGCGACGACCUCAAGAUCCCCCAGGAGCUGCUCGGUCAGAUCAUCCAGCGAGUCGCGGACCGCUUCAGAGACCCCAAUAAACCCGCUCCCACCGACGACGAGAUUCGCCAGUACCCAGCCAGUUUCUACGACAAGAUACGGCAGUUGCUGGAAAGUGAAUGA
Molecule: messenger RNA, 1800 nt
Organism: Exserohilum turcica Et28A
Lineage: Eukaryota; Fungi; Ascomycota; Dothideomycetes; Pleosporales; Pleosporaceae
Exons: 2
Coding region: 1-1800 (599 amino acids)
Biological process (GO): peptidyl-serine phosphorylation; chromosome segregation; protein localization to kinetochore
Cellular component (GO): spindle; kinetochore; nucleus
Molecular function (GO): protein serine/threonine/tyrosine kinase activity; ATP binding; protein serine/threonine kinase activity
Source: RefSeq, a predicted model, not a curated record